Messenger RNA from Rhagoletis zephyria (snowberry fruit fly), 1925 nucleotides. RefSeq names its product adenylate cyclase type 8-like. Gene Ontology annotation, biological process: intracellular signal transduction; adenylate cyclase-activating G protein-coupled receptor signaling pathway; cAMP biosynthetic process. The record is from RefSeq and is a predicted model, not a curated record. NCBI's taxonomy places the organism in Eukaryota, Metazoa, Arthropoda, Insecta, Diptera, Tephritidae. Gene Ontology annotation, molecular function: adenylate cyclase activity. Gene Ontology annotation, cellular component: plasma membrane.
AAUGCAUCAGCCAACACACUCGAGUCCUUCGAACAAUCGCCACGCGGCAUUUUAAUGGCAACCGCCGCCGCCGCCGCUGCUGCUACUGCUGCUGCUGCACCGCUAGUCAACGACACCGACACGGAAUCGGAACUGACUGAUGCAGCUCACUUGGAGCUCUACAACAGCAUCAACACUUUUAAUAGCACGGAUGAUACGGCGGUGCAUCGAAAUGUUUGUGCGCAUCCCGAGUAUAUCAUUUUCACUUGGGUGCUGUGCCUCGUUUCGCUGGCGACAGCGCUAAAGCUCUACUAUCUCAUUAAAACUUUACUCGCUAUGGCUAUGGUCGGCUGCUAUAUGAUCUUAAUAUUGACACUAUUCCAAGCGCUCUACUCGUCAUCAGCUGCGAGUUUCGAUUAUCUACGCAUGGCCAUGCCACUGGAUGUGCAGAUGCUUAUACUGCUGUGCUCGUUCUUGAUUAUGGUCGGCUAUCAUGCGCGCCUGGUAGAGGUCACUUCGCGUUUGGAUUUCAUUUGGAAGGAGCAAGCUGAGCGUGAAUUAAUGAAUAUGAAAUCGAAUCGUGCACUUAACGACACAUUAAUUAAGAACAUUUUGCCAGAUCAUGUUGCUGCCUAUUAUCUCUCCGAUGAACACACAGACGAAUUGUAUUCGAAAAACCAUGCACUUUGUGGGGUUAUGUUUGCUUCUAUACCCAAUUUUCAGGAUUUCUAUUCGGAGGACAUCGACAAUGGCAAGGCAUGCAUACGGAUAUUGAAUGAGAUUAUAUGCGACUUCGACGAACUCCUGGAAGAACCCCGCUUUGCGUCCAUUGAGAAAAUCAAGACUGUUGGCGCCACCUACAUGGCCGCUUCCGGUCUAAAUUCAGCACAUUUGAAUGCACGCGGGGAGACAGCGGAAGACAGCGUUUGCGAUUUGGUUGAGUUUGCCUUUGCCAUGAAACAGAAGUUGGAGGAAAUCAACAAGGAAGCAUUCAACAACUUUCAGUUGCGCGUGGGCAUCUGUAGCGGUCCGUUGGUGAGCGGUGUAAUUGGCGCGCGCAAGCCCGUCUAUGACAUCUGGGGCAAUACGGUGAACGUGGCCUCACGUAUGGACUCCACCGGCGAGAAUUGGCGCAUACAAGUGCCUACCAAAACUUCAGAGCUGCUAAAGGGCAAGGGAUACACGUGUGUGAAACGCGGCGAGAUAAAUGUAAAGGGCAAAGGCCUAAUGGUCACGUACUUUGUGCAUCCUAGAGGCGCCAAUGAAAGUCAAUUAUCGUCACCGGUGCGACUGCCGGCGGGUGUGCCAUUAUCGCAGACGCCCAACUUACAGCGCCAGACAUCGCAUCAUGGCUCCUUCAGCGCUGUGGUGUUCGGCAUGUUGCAGGCAUCGAAACGUAGCACAACCAUAGCAGGCACACCGACUGGCACUCCCUCACCGCAAAUAAGACGUGGUCGUCGUGGUAGUACCUUCAGUUCAGUGCGUCUAUCGCAAAAGUCUACCACCACCAACAAUCCGGUGAGGCGGAAUACAACACGAGUGCGUGGUCGCUCAUAUCGACAGAAGAAGAGCUCGUCCAACAACUCGAUAGUAACACAGACCAGUAAUUCGUACAUUUCGUCGUUUCGACGCAUCGAUCAGAUUGAGACGACGCUGUCCAAAAGUCACAAUGAUGCUUUAUAGCCAAUGCGCAAUUGGGUGUAAGUCGACGCACCUGCGCAAGGCGACCAAUUUUAAUUUACUACUAAAUACUACUACUACUAUGUGCACACUUAUUUAUUAUGCGAGUAUAUUAGCUAUAACUAUUUACAUAUAAAAAAAAUUAGUUUAGUAAAGAUAUUUACGUACAAAGAAUAUCACUUUUUCGAAAGAUAAAAAAAGUUUGACAAGCACUUCCCAGUGAUCCCUUUGGUGUAAACUGAUUUCAAUUAAGCAAAAAAAGCAUU